Molecule: messenger RNA, 705 nt
Organism: Gossypium raimondii (Peruvian cotton)
Lineage: Eukaryota; Viridiplantae; Streptophyta; Magnoliopsida; Malvales; Malvaceae
Exons: 3
Coding region: 1-705 (234 amino acids)
Source: RefSeq, a predicted model, not a curated record
AUGGUUUGUGAGCUUAAACAACUUCUUGUUGUGAAUGAUCCUGAGGUUAUCUUUCUUCGUGAAACUAAAGUUCAUACUAAAAAGUUUAUCUCUAUUCAUAGCAAAUGCAGGAUGGAUGGGUGCUUGGCUGUUAAUGCAAUUGGAAAAAGUGGAGGUUUGGUCAUGAUGUGGAAAGAAGGCACAAAGAAUGGUGAUGUGGAUGCUAUGGAGAAAAUUGAGAAGGCAAAAAUCAAUAGAAUCAUUGACAGCCUGGGAAGCACGUACACGGGUAACAGGCUUAAGGCUAUAAAGUUAAAGCUGGGGAAGCUGCUGGACAACGAAGAGAAAUAUUGGGCCCAAUGUUUGAGAGUUAAUUGGCUUAAGAAGGGUGAUAGAAAUACCCGAUUUUUCCAUGUCAGAGCUACAAAUAGAAAGAUAAAAAACAACAUUGAGAGAUUGAAAGACAUGCAUGGCCACUGGAAAGAAAACACCAAAGAUAUUUGUGAGGCAGCCAGAGAGUAUUUUCAAAAUUUAUUUGAGUCAAAUUUACAAAAUUUUGAAGUGUUAAAUCUUGACUAUAUUGAGAAUUGCAUUUUAGGAGAGAUGAAUGAAAGACUAAUGAAUGAGUUUACGGAUAAUGAGAUUACGGAAGCUUUCAAUCAAAUGGACCCUGAAAAAGCCCCGGGAAUUGACGGUUUGUCGGGGAAUUUUUACAAAGAAAAUUAG